AAUGACCUAAUGACAUUUUUAUUCAGUUUAUAUUUGUAUAUAAUUUGGUAAAAUGGGUGAAAAAUAAACGUGUAAUUGCGCUGAUCUUGCAUUAAUUCGAUAGGUCUUGAAUGUGUCAGUUGUUCAGGAGUAGUUUUAAUAUAUUGAGGUUUAUUCCAGACGUCCGUGCAAAGUUUCGUGGCGGUGGUUCGGGGCGUCUCACGGGCCUAUCGCCGACCCGAGAAAACACCUUGAAUUCACACCUUAAAUCCACACCUCCUGACCUCCUAUUGGCGGAUCCGCUACAUAUAUCCGUCACUCUGCGUCACUGGGUCGAUGACAGCGGCCUUCGGCAGAGGCUACACAGCAUCUCUAAAGGUGACUAUGCGUUUCAGCGACGACCCCGCUCUUUUCCAGCUGUGCGCAGACAACAUGUUCGACAACGAAGGCCCCGUUUGCGCAGACGUGGAGCAGCUCGCCGACAUGCGCUCGCCGAGCUCCGGGCCCUCCAGUCCGCUGUCCGUGAACUCAGACUCCAGCUGCACCAGUCCCGAGGGCAAGUCCGGUGGCUCCGCACAGCAGAGAGUGCGGCGGCCCCUGAACGCCUUCAUCAUCUGGACCAAAGAAGAGCGCAGGCGGCUGGCUCAGCUCAACCCAGACCUGGAGAACACGGACCUGAGCAAAAUACUCGGAAAAACGUGGAAGGCCAUGUCCUUGGCUGAGAAGCGUCCAUACAUGCAGGAGGCGGAGCGCCUGAGGGUCCAGCACACCAUCGACUAUCCCAACUACAAGUACAGGCCGCGCAGGCGGAAGCAGCUGAAGAGGAGCUCCAGGGCCCCGACCCCCGAGGCGCCCCACCCCUCCCUCCAGCAUUACCCCGUGCCCUACAACCUCACGUACCUGCUCCAGAACCAGCAGCACGCCUUCCAGGGCAAUUACCCCGGCCCCGCGCCCUGCUUCGCCCCAGCGCACGGCGGCUACCCACACACGCCCGCGUUCCCGGACGCGGCAGCGGACCCCUUCUCCAACAAGCCCAUGACGUACCCAACCCCCCCCACGCGCCCCGAGGAGGCCCCGCUGUACUACAGCAGCCAGCACAGACACGCGCCCCUCGAUUUCCCAGCAGGUCCCCCCUUGGAGCAGGAGGAGUCCCGGGUGUACAGGAGCCCACUGGGCCCCGCGGGGCCCUCACUAGAGUUUUACCUAGAGCAGAUACAGCUGGAUAUGCUGUAUGACCUCGACCGCAGCGAGUUCGAACAGUACCUGGGUCCUGCUCAGCACAGGCCUGAGUCAGUGGAUCCCAGCAGCUACAGCGAAGAACACUCACUGUAG
Molecule: messenger RNA, 1311 nt
Organism: Betta splendens (Siamese fighting fish)
Lineage: Eukaryota; Metazoa; Chordata; Actinopteri; Anabantiformes; Osphronemidae
Gene: sox32
Product: SRY-box transcription factor 32
Exons: 2
Coding region: 316-1311 (331 amino acids)
Biological process (GO): regulation of DNA-templated transcription; anatomical structure morphogenesis; cell differentiation
Molecular function (GO): RNA polymerase II cis-regulatory region sequence-specific DNA binding; DNA-binding transcription factor activity, RNA polymerase II-specific
Source: RefSeq, a predicted model, not a curated record